AUUUUGGAAACCGGACCUUGAUUCUUCACACAUCCCGAUUAGUCCUUUGUUCCAUUUAGCACAAGGAAUUUCUUAAAACCCUAAACCCUAGAUCGAUAAACCCUAAACCGAGAAUGGAGAUCUGCACUUCUCGAACCAUCUCGAAUGUUCCCCACCACAUGCUCCUCACUUUGAACAACACUCAUCUCCUCCGACGGAAAUCUUCUCUCUCUCUCAAGCAGCCCUCAAUUUCUCGCACCAAUCCAGGAUUGCUCUAUUGCAGUCAUUCUUCUCUAAGAUCGACGACGUCUGAAGAAACAUCAAGUGGUGCUAGCCAAUAUGUUAGAGAAAAACCUGGAUUAGUAACAACGGAAGACGUCCAACCGGGUGAGAUGAAUGCAUAUGCAGAAAUGGCACCAGAAGAUGUGCCAACAGAAAAUUCUCUCUUGGAUGGGCAAGUGCAGGCAUCUCAGUUCCUAGACAAACUUGACAUAAAGUUGGACUCUGAUGAUACAUUUUCUGUUCUUCUAUUUGGUGGUGGUGCCCUGGUUUCUCUGUGGAUAGCAACACUCGUUGUUUCUGCCAUUGACUCUAUUCCAGUGUUUCCUAAAUUUUUGGAAGUUGUGGGUCUUGGCUACACAGUCUGGUUUAGCACCCGCUAUCUAAUCUUCAAGGUAAUCAUUGUAUGUGCUCUCAUUAUGUUUGAAGCAGAAUGUAAUGACCGAGCUGUAGGCAUCGCUGUUAAAAAAAAUGAACCCAUCAAGUGGGAAUUUAGUUACAUAAUGCCACUGCUACAUUAUUCCGGUUAAAGAUAAUGGCAUUCUCCUUAACCUCCUUAUUGCAAAGGGAAAUACUAAUCGGCUUAUCGGAAUGUUGCAGAAAAAUAGGGAGGAAUUGGUUGCCAAAAUUGAAGAGAUUAAGCAGCAGGUUCUAGGUUCAAAUGAUGAUUGACAUUGGACUCCUGGUGGAGCCUUUGUCCUGUUAAUGUAUGGUCUGCUGCAUUAAGACAGAUACAGAGUUAAAAACAUGUUUUCUACUACCGGCAGUUUUCAUGCCGGCUUGUGGAUGAAAAGGUUUUUUAUCUCUUGUGCUUUUUACAUUUGAGGAAGAUCAAUAUCUUUAUUUAGUUAUUUUGCUUUCCUUUA
Molecule: messenger RNA, 1124 nt
Organism: Rhododendron vialii
Lineage: Eukaryota; Viridiplantae; Streptophyta; Magnoliopsida; Ericales; Ericaceae
Product: protein CURVATURE THYLAKOID 1D, chloroplastic-like
Exons: 4
Coding region: 114-788 (224 amino acids)
Cellular component (GO): thylakoid; chloroplast thylakoid membrane
Source: RefSeq, a predicted model, not a curated record